Messenger RNA from Haliaeetus leucocephalus (bald eagle), 1790 nucleotides. It is a transcript of the gene LSM7, whose product is annotated as LSM7 homolog, U6 small nuclear RNA associated (S. cerevisiae). Gene Ontology annotation, biological process: nuclear-transcribed mRNA catabolic process; mRNA splicing, via spliceosome. Bases 22 to 372 code for a protein of 116 amino acids. The transcript has 4 exons. Gene Ontology annotation, molecular function: RNA binding. Lineage: Eukaryota; Metazoa; Chordata; Aves; Accipitriformes; Accipitridae. Gene Ontology annotation, cellular component: Lsm1-7-Pat1 complex; spliceosomal tri-snRNP complex; U6 snRNP. The record is from RefSeq and is a predicted model, not a curated record.
CUUCUGGCAGCGGCGAAUGAAAUGGCGAGCGUCGGCGGAGGUGGCGGCGGCGCGGGCAAGAUGGCGGACAAGGAGAAGAAGAAGAAGGAGAGUAUUUUGGACCUCUCCAAGUACAUCGACAAAACGAUCCGAGUGAAAUUCCAAGGUGGGAGAGAAGCAAGUGGUGUCUUGAAAGGAUUUGACCCUCUUCUGAACCUUGUGCUAGAUGGUACCAUUGAAUAUAUGCGAGAUCCAGAUGAUCAAUACAAAUUAACAGAAGACACACGUCAGCUGGGACUUGUGGUCUGCAGAGGGACUUCUGUAGUUCUUAUUUGUCCACAGGAUGGAAUGGAAGCUAUUCCAAACCCUUUCAUUCAGCAGCAAGAUGGCUAAUGCUUUCUUUGGAUUGUCUCUGAAGACUUCAAGGGUGCAAAUCAUUGGAGAAAACUAUCAGUGUGUGAGAAGCUUCCUGUUUUGGGGGAGGAGUUUGAAUGUGUAUUUGUUAGUGUGAAAGAACAGUCAACUUUUAUUUUUGUGGCUUUCCAUAAAUGAUGAGAGGAUGGGGCAUGGUGUGUAAGAAGUAAGUUCUGAUUUUUUUUUUUCCCCUCCUGCAAAUAAGUGUGUAACUACAUUGUUUAGAGCUGACAGGAGAGAAUAUAUUGUCAUGUUAUUGUCUGAGACCCUCUUGAUCUUAUGAGUUUUCAAACAACCACAUAAAAUUAGUAAAGAAUGCCCUGAAUAUUGGUUAUAUUAUUUACAUUUUAAAAUACAUUAAAAAUGUACUUAAUCUAAAUUAAUCUAAAGCCUAAAUACAUUAGAACAUGUUUUUCUUCCUCUUAGAUAUGUGAGUACUCAGCUGGGAAGCAUUGUGUUGUAGUCUUCCCCGCUGUUGAGUUCAGUCUCUUUUGCCUGCUUGCUCCAGCGCAUGCAGGAAAACUACUUUCCUUGUAUAGUACCUUGUCAUCACCUUUACAAGCUGUGUUGCUAAGAUCUUUUCUAGCACUUAUUUCAGAUCUUGUGGGCUGUGAUCUGUGUAUCAGAAGGUUCACAUAUUUCUACCGAAGGACUGGACUAACUUCUAGGAUGAUUCUUGGCUCAGUGACAUGAACCUUACAGAAGUAUCUCUUUGAUAGUUGGAAUUUUAGGGGAAGAAUAUUUAAGAUCCUAAUGUUCAAUUGUAGGCAGUAUCUGGAAAUACUGCAUAUUUUUAUAUUGUAGCUAUCUACUUGUGGUUCUGCUUGUUAUAACUUGAUUUGUAAGUAAACAUUUUUAUUUCUUUUAUACUGCAGAAACAGCAAGAUUUGAGGAGUUUUGAGUGAAUAAAUACAAAUUAAUCUGUUCCUGAAUGUCUGGGUUUUUUUUAGUCUGGAAAAAGUGCUCUACAGCUGACAUUGCAGUUCUCCACAGCUGUAAAUCUAAAUGAAAUUUGUUCAGGAGGUAUGUAAACACAGCAAAAUUGGGAAGGACCAGAUCAGAAGCUGUGCUCCACUCUAAGACAGGAAAUCAAUGAGAAAUUAAGAGCAUCUGGUCCCUUUUUUGAGGACUUGUGCUUUUCUGUUAGGCAUUUUAAAGACUGUCUAGUAGAGGUUAUGUGCCUGUAAGCUGUAUGUAACCUGCUUCUGCCACCUGUUUUUUCCUGAGGACCCUUUAUGAGGAGGAUGUGGCAGAGUAAAUUGUUUUGGUGGCAGCAGCAGUCUUGUUCCUAGAGGUUGUCAAGAAAACAUGCCAAGGACAGGUUGUGUUGGCUGUUCAUCUUGGCAACAGCACCAUACUCCCAUUCAUAACCUUUCCUGCGUCAGCUCUGAAAUGGA